GUAGUGGGAGGCGCGGCGGCAGCUCGUGUCGAACCAAAUGGCACAAACUUAAAUCAUCACUUUUCAAGCAAUUUGAGAUUGUCUUUUAAAACAAGAACCUGAGGGUGUCCGCCUGGCCUCCAGAUAAGGAUGACGUUCCCGAGUUUCUGCCGAUAGUAGCGACGGACAGGUAAGAUUGAAGCAUUUCACCUAUUGUCAGAAUUGCCACAUUUGGCCAGCCAACGGUAUCAGGCACUUGUGGAGAGAGCCAGGGCUUUUCCCUACUCCGAGGCAGGCUGACUGACCUUUGACCUGAUCUUUCCCUGCGCCACCCAGGCGAGGCCUAACGCUCCGCCCAUGUGCCUUAGAGAGAAUUGGCUGUGGGCGGGACCUGCAGUCUCAGAACUCCGGGAUGCAGCACUCGUCAGCCGCCGGCCGUCGGGAUGGCCUGCUUGGCGGCCCUCUGGUCGGCUCACAAUCCGGCCGUCACCAACGCUGUCAUCAUGAACACAAACGGGCCUCCGGACCUGCUGCUUGAACCACUAUCCGCGUUCGUCUCGGCCGACUCCCACGCGGAGCAGGUGACCGACCGCGUGGUACGCCCACCGCCGUGGCAUGGACGUCCUCGGAUGGCCGACGUGGGUCUGACAGAAGCGCUGAGGUUUCGGUCAUUGCCGCGGAGGCCGGCCGUCAACAUCCGCUUCAGAGUACUCGGUCCGGGAAGGACCCUGGUGGAGGAAUGGCGGUAAGGAGCAAGUGCAGGUCGUCUUCAAAGUGCCUUCCAGCCGGGCGGAGAGCAUGAAAAUUGUUGCCUCUUUGCCAGUCGCCCAGAAGGAGAUUCAAAGGCGCUUCAACUGUUUGAGAGCAGAUUGAAAUGUUUUUGUUUGAAAGUAGAACAUAAAAUGAUGAGAUGGAAAGGACA
Syngnathus typhle (broad-nosed pipefish) is the source of this 901-nucleotide messenger RNA. It is a transcript of the gene abcg1, whose product is annotated as ATP-binding cassette, sub-family G (WHITE), member 1. The transcript has 2 exons. The record is from RefSeq and is a predicted model, not a curated record. Bases 423 to 728 code for a protein of 101 amino acids. NCBI's taxonomy places the organism in Eukaryota, Metazoa, Chordata, Actinopteri, Syngnathiformes, Syngnathidae.